CUUCCACAUCUCCACAGCAGUAUCUUCAUUAUGGACUACUCUUCCUGGAGCCUACGUUUCCAGAUCAUUGGCCUGGGGUUUUCCGUCUACACCUUUGUCUUCCUCCUCUCACACCUCAUGUCUGCCGCAUGCUUUCUCACCUACCGUAAUCUAACUGCUAAGGAGAAGGUUUUCUGGGACCUGGCCGCCACACGGGCAGUUUUUGGGAUCCAGAGCACGGUAGCCGGGCUGCGGGCACUAAUGGAGGACUCUUCAGUGAGUGCGGAUAAGGUGCGGGGACAAGAGGACUGGUCUUGGUUUAACGUGCUGACGGCCACAGGGUUCUUUCUCUUUGAGAAUGUUGCGUUGCAUGCCUCUAAUGUGGCGUUUCGUUCCUUCGAUCUGCCCUUGGCUGUUCACCACUUCUUUGCCCUGUCAGGGUUCGCAGGAGCAGUGGUGUGGGACUCUCUAGGCCACUUUCUGCCCAUGGUGACCCUGCUGUUGGAGAUGAGCACACCAUUCACUUGUAUUUCUUGGAUGCUGUUGAAGGCUGGCUGGUCCCGGACGCUCUUCUGGAAGGCCAACCAGUGGAUCAUGAUCCACAUGUUCCACUGCCGCAUGGUGCUGACCUAUUACAUGUGGUGGGUGAGCUGGAAUCACCUGGAGGAGCUGAACAGCCACGUGGCCCUGCCCCAGAGACUGCUGUUUUUUAGUGGUCUGGCCCUUCUCACCUUGAUCAUCAAUCCCAUCUGGACUCACAAGAAGACCAUGCAGCUCCUCAAUCCAGUUGACUGGAACUUCAGCAAUAAGCCCGCCCCGGACAACGGCCCGGUCCACAACCGCAAAAAACCCCAUGCCAGCUGAUUUCUAGAUUGUGGUAAAAGAAAAGUGCGUGUGCAUGUGUGUGCGCAUGUGUGUGUAUGAGAGUGUAGCUG
Molecule: messenger RNA, 914 nt
Organism: Chanos chanos (milkfish)
Lineage: Eukaryota; Metazoa; Chordata; Actinopteri; Gonorynchiformes; Chanidae
Gene: cln8
Product: CLN8 transmembrane ER and ERGIC protein
Exons: 2
Coding region: 31-843 (270 amino acids)
Biological process (GO): nervous system development; phospholipid metabolic process; lipid homeostasis
Cellular component (GO): endoplasmic reticulum; membrane
Molecular function (GO): ceramide binding
Source: RefSeq, a predicted model, not a curated record